AUGAAAAGUGCCGUACUAGCGGAGCCGGCGAAAAGUUUGAGGGAAGUCUACACUGGAGUGCUAACAGCCACCGUGAACACUUUACGAGUCACUCACAACGAAGAGGAAAUCGGGGCAGCUGUCCCAGGCUUCGAAAGCGUACGCAGUGUACUCCAACGAUCACGCGCCAAGGUCAGGCCACUGCUGCCUCGAUCUCGUGAAGAGAUUGACCUGGAUGCUCGAUGGACUCACACACUGACGGGAGCAAGGUUCCUUUUGUUUGAUGAUGGCAGUAUCAAUAGAAUUUUGGGAUUUAGUACGAACGAGCUCAUCACCUCGUUAUGUGAAGCCUCGACCGUUUUCAUGGACGGAACUUUUAGAGUUGUUCCAACCAUCUUCACCCAGCUCUACAGCCUCCAUGGCUUCUUCAAGGGUGAAAUGGUUCCCUUUGUGUACUUCUUGUUGCCGGAUAAAUCAAAGGAAACCUACGUCAGAAUGUUCAAUCUUGUGAAAAGAUACGCAAUGUCUAUCGGGAAGAGUUUCGAUCCUCCUGCAUUCCAAUUAGACUUUGAGAUCUCCGCCCUGAAAGCGCUAGAGGAGUGCUUCCCUCGUUCAGAAAGAGAGGGUUCUUUGUUUCAUUUCAAUCAAAGCCUCUGGCGCAAAGUGCGGGAGUUGCGGCUGAGUGCCCACUACGGGGAUUCAGAAGUGAAGCGUUUCAUUCGAUGUACUGCUGCGCUGGCUCUAGUGCCUCUAGAUCGCGUAGAAGAUGCUUGGUUGGAGAUAAAAAGCGACUCGCCAACUUUCGAACACCCGGCGUACCAAAAGCCGGAAGACUUCAAAAUGUACUUCAUUAACACGUGGAUGGAGAAUGAAACUGUAUUCCCACGGAAAAUCUGGAAUCAAUAUAGAAAUUUCGGUGCUCGCACCACUAACCAUCUGGAAGGAUGGCACCAAGCGCUGAAUAGAGAUGUGAAAAGAAGUCAUGUCAACCUAUUUGAGAUGAUCGAGCAUCUCCAGAAACAGGAAGACAAAUUUCGGCUCGACAUGAUGAGACUCCGUAUGGGGCAAGGUCCCCCAACUCUGACUAAGGUUUAUCGUAGACUGAACGACAGACUGAUCAGACUGACGGGAGAAUUCGAGUCUGGAGCAAGGACUCUUCUUGACUACGUGAGGGGAGUAGCUCACAAUCCCCCGUCGAUGUAA
Molecule: messenger RNA, 1182 nt
Organism: Galendromus occidentalis (western predatory mite)
Lineage: Eukaryota; Metazoa; Arthropoda; Arachnida; Mesostigmata; Phytoseiidae
Exons: 1
Coding region: 1-1182 (393 amino acids)
Source: RefSeq, a predicted model, not a curated record